UGUCGCUUUCUCCGGUUAGUCUCACCGCCUGGUUGCUUAGUAAUACCACAGCCGUAAUACCACAGCGUUACUCUAGCACUUUUUUCCCCUCUCGUUUUUUUUUUUUUUUUGGUUUUUUUUUUUUCUGUUUAUCUGAAGCCAACCAUUACUUAAAUGCAACGCUCCAACGUUAGACGGAAUAUGUGGUUCUGAGUGGCGCAUUUGAGCUCUCCUGACCGAGAAGAAGCGCUCAGUGGAAAUCGUUCUGAGGGCUCAUGGAAAACAUCCGCGAUUCAUGGACGUACAGAGCAUCAUGAGAAUACUACAACUGCCAACAAGGGAGGACCUGGCAUGGACCGCUGUGUCUAAAUGAAGUGGUUCAGCCAUGCAAUGUUCCUGGAAGGCAGUGAUUCUGCUGGCCUUGGCCUCCAUUGCCAUCCAGUACACGGCCAUCCGAACACUCACCUCCAAGCCUUUUCAGCUGUGCCCAUUGCCCAGCCCCCAAAACUGUGGCCUGGGGGGCCAGGAGACUGAGCCUCCCUUUGAGCGGGGAACAGCAGGUGGUGGAGGCUGUGACGACUACCCUUACUUUUCCAUCAAUGCCACACGUAAAACACACAUAUUGGUCCUGGCAACGACACGCAGUGGAUCCUCCUUCGUUGGCCAACUGCUCAACCAGCACCAAGAGGUUUUCUAUCUGUUUGAACCUCUUUAUCACGUUCAGACCACACUGAUUCCACGUCUGUCACAUAGCCGCAAUGCUGCUGACCGGCGUGUGAUGUUGGGCGCCAGUCGAGACCUUCUGCGUAGCCUGUAUGGUUGUGACCUGUAUUUCUUAGAGAGCUAUAUCAAGCCAACGCCCAUGAACCACACCACAGACAAACUGUUCCGUCGUGGUGCCAGCCGCGCAUUGUGUCAGCAACCUGUAUGUGACGCCUUCGGGCCUGCUGAUGUUAACGUGGAGGAAGGGGACUGUGUUAAGAAAUGUGCAACUCUAAAUAUGACCUUAGCAACAGAGGCAUGCCGCGAGAAGAGGCAUGUGGCAAUCAAAAUUGUUCGGGUUCCAGAGAUUGGGGAUCUGCGUGCUUUGGUUGAAGAUCCACGGCUGAAUAUCAAAGUGAUUCAACUUGUCAGAGACCCACGUGGUAUCCUGUCAUCGCGGAUUGAGACAUUUAGGGAUACAUAUCGUCUGUGGCGUAUUUGGAGGGCCACAGGGAGAAGGCCCUAUAAUCUUGACUUGAGUCAGCUCACGGUUGUCUGUCAAGACUUUCUCAGCUCUGUUUCAACUGGUCUCAGCCAUCCUUACUGGCUGAAAGGGAAAUACAUGUUGGUUCGAUAUGAGGAUUUGGCUAGAAAUCCUCUUCUUAAGACAAAGGAGAUCUAUGACUAUCUGGGGCUGCCAAUGGAUAAAAAUGUGGAAGACUGGAUACAUGCAAACACUCGGGGCAGCAACGAUCCUUCAGCAAAACACAAGUUUGGUACAGUGAGGGACUCAGCAGCUAAUGCAGAGAGUUGGCGCUUAAAACUGUCUUUUGAUAUGGUGGAAUACACACAGACUGUGUGUCAAAAAGUACUUCACCAGCUUGGAUACAAGGCUGUGAAAUCAGUAGAGGAACUGAAAAAUAUGUCCCUCUCACUGGUACAGGACAAAACUUUUGUACCAUUUUUGUAACAAAGAUAGUUCUCUAAUGACUAUUUUUGAUAUAUUUAUAAUUGUUGCCUUAUAAGUUCCUUAGUUUGUUUUGUUUCUGUAUUUCUUUCUUCAAAUUUGCACUAAACUUUAAAGAUUUUGAAUGCACCAGGGGAACUAUGGAUGACUUCCCAACGUUACAAACAGCACAUUUCAAACACAAAAUAAUCAAACAAGCUAGUUUACAAGCGCCCCAUGAUUUAGUUUUGUCCACUGGUAGAAUUGAGACAAGGUACUGUCUUCAUCAAUUGUCUUAUGCAAGAUGAUGUUUUGAAAAAUCUAAGGUGUUCCUGUUAAAGAAGAAAAAGACAUUUUUUUUUUAGACCUGUGAUGGCAAAAGUUUGACUGUACAAACCCUACUGUGCAAUAAAUAGUGAAUGUCGCAGUCGA
Archocentrus centrarchus (flier cichlid) is the source of this 2059-nucleotide messenger RNA. It is a transcript of the gene chst1, whose product is annotated as carbohydrate (keratan sulfate Gal-6) sulfotransferase 1. The transcript has 2 exons. The record is from RefSeq and is a predicted model, not a curated record. The coding region runs from base 365 to 1651 and encodes 428 amino acids. NCBI's taxonomy places the organism in Eukaryota, Metazoa, Chordata, Actinopteri, Cichliformes, Cichlidae. Gene Ontology annotation, biological process: N-acetylglucosamine metabolic process; carbohydrate metabolic process; keratan sulfate proteoglycan metabolic process. Gene Ontology annotation, cellular component: Golgi membrane. Gene Ontology annotation, molecular function: keratan sulfotransferase activity; N-acetylglucosamine 6-O-sulfotransferase activity.